Dreissena polymorpha is the source of this 3822-nucleotide messenger RNA. RefSeq lists its product as uncharacterized. The coding region runs from base 634 to 1908 and encodes 424 amino acids. The transcript has 11 exons. NCBI's taxonomy places the organism in Eukaryota, Metazoa, Mollusca, Bivalvia, Myida, Dreissenidae. Gene Ontology annotation, biological process: mitophagy by internal vacuole formation; mitochondrial protein catabolic process. Gene Ontology annotation, cellular component: mitochondrial outer membrane. The record is from RefSeq and is a predicted model, not a curated record.
UUAUGAUAUCAAUAAUUACACAAGCACUAUAACAUGUGACCCAUUUUCAACACAUCUACUUCGUACAGUAAUGGAGUAGAUACGCUCACGUUUUGAAAUACGCGUUAUAAGUUUACAUGUUAAACCAAGUUUAUAGAAAUUGAUCAGCGUACGUUCAAUCGAUCGGAAAUCUUUGGAAUACAGUCUCGAUAUACUUUAUUUAAGGUGUGUGUUGACACCGGACUCACAUUGGAUACUAUAUUGAUUAUGCAAUAUGAAUUAUAUUGAUCAUUAGCGCUUUGCCAAUACAUGUAAAUAGAACAUUGUUUAUUGAUAUCCGUCCGAUGUAAAUCCAAUUUGCAUUCAACUUAUCAAUAACAAAUAAAAAAUAAUCUUGACCGUUGUGAAGAACUCGCGUUGUUUAAUAAAAAAUGGAAAGAAACAUACAACUUCGUGUUUAAUUAUCGGAUGCGAAUUCAAGUGACAAACAGAGUAAUCGAUCUUGAGGACAUUGUUAUCGGUUGAUUUUUUUUAAAUUUUAUCACACGCUUGUGUAGCGAGUGAGCCUGAACGAUUGUGAGUAAUUAUAAAUAAUCGACUUAAGAUUAAUAAGUUUCUUCUGUCUACAAUCAAAUCAAAGGAUAAUCGACGAAAAUGGGUAAUUCUUGUAAGAAAAGUAGAGAGGUGACAUCGGAAAGUAACCAAAAGGGAAAGAAGAAAGGGGCAGUGCAUACAGUAACAACGAUAGGGAAAGAAAAUACCCCUCAUGGAACUGAAAAUGAAUGGUCUGUUGUCGGUUCUAUAAACCGUGAUCAAAUAUCUGCCUCACGUAAUGCUGGAAAGCCUCCACAGCGAGUCAAGGGAACUACCGGAUUCUCGACUCAGGGCAGUAUUCCAGGAUCAAUUCCAGCAGCAGUUUCGGACAAAGCGACACUGGGUGAAGCAUCAGAAGAGCAAAGCUACGAGCAGCCUGACGCACACAAGGAUCUCUUAUGUGCCGCAACUAAACAAGACGAGAAUCUGGGCAUGGAGUUCCGUCACAAGAAAAUUGUUGAACAACUCCAAAAAGAGUUGAAAGACUUAAGAAAUCAGGAAGAUGCUUUUAGAUAUCAAAUCGAAGAAUAUAGAAAAGAAAUAAAUCGUCUUAAUUCUGAACAGAAUCAAAAAAGAAAUGGUCAAACGCAGAAACUUGAACAAAAUCAAGAUGAAAUUGUUCGCCUGCGAAAGGAAAAUGAAACUCUCCAGCUACGAUUAAGUCGGAUAGCAGCUGAUCAUCUCAUGGAUAACAAUCCAGACAUAGCGGACCUCAGUGAUCAAAACAGGGCUACCAAUCUUGACGAACAGUUUGGAGAAAUAUACUGCAACGAGUGGACAGUUGCUUUUGACAGCCUUACAGAACGGUUCAAGAAAACUGACCGUGAAUCGAUAGCUUUACUUUUGAAAAUACUCAAGACCAUCAACCAUAUUUGCAAGUCACGCGCAAGAGAUCAGUUACGGACUCUUCAGACGAAAGUAGCAAAAUUCAUUGGCACCGAUGCGCUUCCUCACAACGUAGCAGUAACCCUAAAGGCACUUAAAGACACAAAGAAGAAAUGUUACACAUUCACACUUACAGCAAUACAGGAAGAAAUCAACUCAAAUCUCAAUAACGAGAUAGGACUGGCAGUAUUAGAGGACCACAGCGUAAUGAAAUAUGUGCUUUCCGUCACUAAAGUGUGUUGGCUGAUGAACAUAUCUGAUCCCCCGUUGGUGAUAUACGCAAAGUGCAAACCUGGUGCACUUUUGGACAGAAACUUCUUUAAGGAAUACUUGUCCGCAGGUGACGUUGUUGACUUUUUGGUCUGGCCAGCAUUGCGCGUGUGCAAAGACGGCUCUAUUGUUCGAAAGGGUAUUGCUGAACCAAAGGACACAAACCAAGACGGCCAAUGACACUUAUUCCAAACUUAAAUUUGCAACUAAAGCAGGAGCUCAUGUAACGGACACACGUUUCCUUCUGAAAUCACGUUGUAUUACAGUUACAUUAAGCAACAAAAUAUACUAUUUUAUAGUGCGAACAAAUGACCUGCAUCAAACAUUUAUUUUAUUUAAUAGACAGCACGACUUUUUAUCGACUAAGUUACCGCUGUAUUUAAAUCCAAAGCCCGCCAUAAAAGUCAAUGCAUUAUGAUUUUUUAGGUAAAUUUCGUUUAUUUAAUGGUGAUUUCAAGAUUUUCAAGGACACACAUACUAUUGAAUAAUUCCAUAAAGUGUCGAUUUUAGAUUGUUUUUAUGCUACGGUAGGGUGGCAUAUAGCAGUUGAACUGUCCGUCAGUCAGUAUGUCAGUAUGUCAAUAUGUGUGUAUGUGUGUAUGUCAGUAUGUCAGUAUGUGUGUAUGUCAGUCUGUCCGUCCGUCCGAAAAAAACUUUAACAUUUGCCAUAACUUGUUCACUAUUGAAGACAGCAACUUGAUAUUUGGCAUGCAUGUGUAUCUCAUGGAGCUGAACAUUUUGAGUGGUGAAAGGUGAAGGUCAAGGUCAUCCUCCAAGGUCAAAUGUCAAAUAUGUGGCGCCUGUCCGUCCGAAAACUUUAACAUUGGCCAUAACUUUUUAAAUAUUGAACUAAGCAACUUGAUAUUUGGCAUGCAUGUGUUUCUCAUGAAGCUGCACAUCUUGAGUGGUGAAAGUUCAAGGUAAAGGUCAUCCUUCAAGGUCAAAGGUCAAAUUGAAAAAAUCAAAGCGGCGUUCUCAUUACGCUGCACAUUUUGAGUGGUGGAAGUUCAAGGUCAAUGUCAUCCUUCAAGGUCAAGGUCAUCCUUCAAGGUCAAAGGUAAAAAAAAUAAAAUUCAAAGCGGCGUUCUCAUGAAGCUGCACAUAUUGAGUGGUUGAAGUUCAAGGUCAAGGUCAUCCUUCAAGGUCAAGGUCAUCCUUCAAGGUCAAAGGUAAAAACAAAUUCAAAUCGGCGUUAUCAUGAAGCUGCAAAUUUUGAGUGGUGGAAGUUCAAGGUCAAGGUCAUCCUUCAAGGUCAAGGUCAUCCUUCAAGGUCAAAGGUCAUUUUUUUUCAAAGCGGCGUUCUCAUGAAGCUGCACAUUUUGAAUGGUGGAAGUUCAAGGUCAAGGUCAUCCUUCAAGGUCAAAGGUAAAAAAAAAUAAAAUCAAAGCGGCGCAAUAGGGGGCAUUGUGUUUCUGACGAACACAUCUCUUGUUGGAAUAGCAAUACGAACAUAAAACACUUAAAUGAAACCAACUCACCAUGUCUGUGUAAUGAGAUGUUUAAAUCUAUGUCUAUGACGUUUAAACUAUUAAGUUUAGUUUAGAUAAACAAAAUAGCGUUUUGUUGAGAGAUUUAUUGUUUUUCCAUUAGGAUAUGCUAAACUGUUCGUAUAUUUUACUUUACAUAACUUGACUUCACAAUUAUAUUUACAUAUAAAUCAUUUUUUAUAUAAAUCGUUUUAUUGAGGAAAACAUGAGAUGCCGAUUUCCACGUCUUCAAUUUGGUGUGACAUUUAAGAUAUGAACUUAAAGUUUGAAUUGUUUAAAUAAUCCAUAAGUCGAAGGUAGUUGUAUAUUAUCGGAAGACGAAACAAAAAGAAUCGGGUGUAAUAUAUCGAUUAAAGAUCACUGCCUGUAGCUUAUAUACAGUUAUUGAAUACCUUCGUUUUGAACUGAUCGCCUGACUUUAGUGGGAAGAUUUAACUUCCUUGUCGACAAAGUGAGCAAAUAAACAUAACGCUAGGUUUAAUAAAUAUCAGUUCCACACAAAAGUGUUUUACUAGAGAUUUAACAUACGUUAUUGAUCUGUUGGACGGUAUAUACGUUAAUGUAAACUUAAACGACUUAAGUUGGAAAAUAAAGGUAAGAUAAUAUA